This is a messenger RNA of Nymphaea colorata (pocket water lily), 795 nucleotides long. RefSeq lists its product as uncharacterized. The record is from RefSeq and is a predicted model, not a curated record. The coding region runs from base 1 to 795 and encodes 264 amino acids. The transcript has 3 exons. Lineage: Eukaryota; Viridiplantae; Streptophyta; Magnoliopsida; Nymphaeales; Nymphaeaceae.
AUGCGGACAUCGCGAGGAGAAGAGGAAAUCGAAGCUGAAAUCAGACAGCGGAUGCAGGGAGAGGCAAUUGGAGCCAACGACCUGGACUUCUACGCACGCAAAGUACGUAGAUUGGAGAACGACAACAACAUCAUCCAGGAUGAACUCAAUAAGGUGCGAGUGCGCCUCAGAAGGGCAGAAGACUUCGAAAUCAAAUACGACCUUCUCUCGGGGGAAGCAGCCGCGCUCCGCAAGGAUAUCGACCUCCGUGAUAAGCAGAUCCGUGAGCUGAAGUCUCUCAAUGAGAAGCUCGCCUUUGCAGCUGAGGAACGAUCAACCAAGCACGAGGAGUGGGCUCAGGAGAAACGCAGCCUGUUGGAGGAAAUCGAGAAGUGGACCACAAAAGCUGAAGAAAACGAAGAAGAAGAACUCAAGUUCCAAGUUCGCCAACUACAAAAAACUCUACAUGAGAAGGAGGCUUUCGAGAGCAUCAUAUCUGGAAGAGUGGAAAAAGUGAGAAAGGAGAAAGAUGAGGAAAUUGCAAGAUUAGGUCGUGUUAUCGAGGAUGAGAAGGAAAGCAGGGCGAUAGCCAUUGAGGAAAAGAAUGAGGAAAUUGCCAAGCUCAAGGAGAAAUUCGAAAAAAUGAUCAACUUUGAGCUCGAAAAUGUGAAGAAAAAUCUUGAAGACCAAGACCGUGCAGAGCUGCAAGCUGAAAUUAAACUUCUGAAGGAUAAGGUGUAUGAGGUGGAGAGCAGGGAGAGCUGGAGCUUUUCAACCUUAGGCAAAAGCUCCUGUAAAUUCAAGCAGCUGAUAUAA